Taeniopygia guttata (zebra finch) is the source of this 1452-nucleotide messenger RNA. NCBI's taxonomy places the organism in Eukaryota, Metazoa, Chordata, Aves, Passeriformes, Estrildidae. The record is from RefSeq and is a predicted model, not a curated record.
GACAUCAGCCCGGCCUGGUGGCACCGUGGGCACUGCCAGGGCCGUGGGUGGCACCAGAGGUGACAGCUCUGCUCCGCCUCUGCCACCCGCGCUGGCAGCGAUGGCUUUGCUGAGACUGCUCGUCCUGCUGGCCCUCGUUGGGUCCGUGUGGGCCACCUGGGACACCUGCAGAGGCACCUGUGGGCUCUGGCCCAUGGUGUUGAACGAGAGCUCCGCCAUCCCCGAGUUCGGCUCCUCGCGCUCUGCCAAGGCCACCAGCCUGGAUGUCAACGCGGGGGCCUGGCCUGGCAUCGCCAGCAUCCAGGUCACCCGGGACAACGGCACGUGGCACAUGUGCUCGGGGGCACUCGUCAGUCGCCGCUGGGUCCUCACAGCCGCCAGCUGCUUCAGCGGGGCUGGGGAUGUCCUCAAGUGGAAGGUGGUGAUCGGGGCCACGGACCUGAGCCAGCCGGGCCCCGGGGCCGCGGAGUUCCAGAUCAAGCAGCUCCUGAAGCACCCGGCCUACGUGGCGGCCACGGCGCGGAACAACAUGGCGCUGCUGGAGCUGGAGCGGCCCGUGGAGUGCAGCGACUACAUCCAGCUGGGCUGCGUGCCCGACAGCUCCCUGGCAGUGCCCGAGCUCAGAACCUGCUACAUCGCGGGCUGGAGAGCCGCCCCGGACAGCGCCCCCGGCCCGCGCCCGCUGCUGCAGGAGGCCAAAGUGCGGCUGAUGGACGCCCAAGUGUGCAACAGCAGCCGCUGGUACGGGGGGGCCGUGCAGCCCCAGGAGCUGUGCGCGGGGUACCCGCGGGGCGGCAUCGACACCUGCCAGGGGGACAUCGGGGGUCCCCUGGUCUGCAAGGACAACGAUGGUGACUACUUCUGGCUGGUGGGACUGGCCAGCUGGGGCAAGGGCUGUGCUGGAGAGAAGCGGCCCGGGGUGUUCACCUCCACCCAGCACUUCCACACCUGGAUCCAGGUGCAGAUGGGAAUGGUGCUGCCGGACACGGAGGCUCCACCGCCCGAGCCAGAACCACCCACCCCCACCAUGGAGGAAGAGCCACCAGAAGAACCCGAAGAAGAACUGGAACCAGAACCAGAAUCAGCCCCCAAACCGGUACCAAUACCGGUACCGAUACCAGAACCAGAACCAAUACCAAAACCAGAAGAUGAGGAGGAAGAAAAACCAGGAACAGAGAAGUUGAUAACAAUUUCAUUCCCCAAAUCCAUCCUGCUGAGGUUAUUCACCAAUCUGCAGGAGUUCCUGGAGUUCCUGCGGGACAAACUGGAUUGAGCAGAGGGGGAGCAGCCCCAGGGCUGGCUGCAGGGGGGCACAGCCAUUCCCUGCUGGAGCUGUGGCUGUGCCAAAGCCACCCCAGUGCCCAGCUCUGCUCUGUCCUGCUCAUUGUCCCCCUUCCACCCACCCUGGAGAUGAGCUUCGGUUUGUUCUUGAAAUAGAGUUGUUCCCAAUUA